This is a messenger RNA of Cladocopium goreaui, 779 nucleotides long. The record is from the annotation of a GenBank genome assembly. NCBI's taxonomy places the organism in Eukaryota, Dinophyceae, Suessiales, Symbiodiniaceae.
UGACGGCGACGUGUUCGACUCAUGGCUUCGACCGUCGAAGUCGAAAACCAAGGGCCUUGGCCCUUCUGGAUACCUCCUACAUUGUCCUCAAAUAUGCCAGCGGGCCUUCAAGGGGUUCUCUCUUCUCAAGAGUACCAGGCCAUCAAGAGCUAUUUUGAUCAAACGCUGGCCUCCACAGCUGUCAGCAAAGUCACCCUGGCGGCCCUCGUCGGAGUCCCACUCAUCGCAAUCUCGGUCACUUGGGGCAUCACGUUGGUCCAGUCCUCUCAGGGUGAGAACCAGUCGAUGAUGGGUUUGAUUUUCACGGCGGUCUUCUCUUUGUUCAUUGGGAUCUCUACGUUCUCAACAUUCACCAGGUCCAUGAGGUCGAUGAAACAGAGACGUAAUAAUGCCUACCACAUUUUUGUCGCCCAGACGAAUCAGAACUUCCCUCAAACGCACUGGGCGAUUCAGGAGUUUGGAGCGCGCAUCUCCUUCACAGUGGUUCCGACUGGUGCAACACUGCCAGCAGUGGUGUCUGAUGCGGUGGUUGGUGCGACUGUGCCCGUGGUGGCGGCUGUGGUGGUUGGAUCUGCUGAAACCAACGAGGGCAAUCCGAUUCAAGCGGCUCCCAUGGUGGUUUAAGGAACAGGUGUGUCCAAAUUUCUGGCGGAGCUCCAUAUGGCUCUGGGCCGCCCACCGCGAGGGCCGGCAAGGGCCCGCUGCGAUAUGCGCGACGUUUCAUCUAUGCUUUUUGCUGUGGGAAUCCAAUACACCUUGUUGUUCUCUGUUGUUUUCGG